Messenger RNA from Dicrocoelium dendriticum, 966 nucleotides. Lineage: Eukaryota; Metazoa; Platyhelminthes; Trematoda; Plagiorchiida; Dicrocoeliidae. The record is from the annotation of a GenBank genome assembly.
AUGUCUCGCGUUUACCUCGGACACCUUCCUGCUCGCUGCCGAGAACGCGAUAUUGAAGACUUUUUUAAAGGGUACGGACGACUCAGAGACGUUGUUUUAAAAAACGGUUAUGGAUUCGUGGAAUUCGAUGACGAAAAGGAUGCUGACGAUGCCGUGUAUGACCUCCAUGGUCGUGAGUUGAGGGGGGAACGCAUCAUAGUUGAACAUGCACGUCUUCCGCCUGGAUCCCGAGGAGGUAGCAGGCGGACUGGCGGCCGCGACCGCAUAGUUGAGUUCUCAUCAUAUGCUGACAUGAAGGAAGCCAUUGAAAAGUUUGAUGGAUACGAGCUUUACGGCCGUCGAUUGCGUGUUUACGAGGAUCGUCCCAAUCGACACUCAAGGUCCGGUUCCCGAGGUCGCUCACGCUCUGAUAGCAUCGGAAGAAAGCGUGCUGCUCGCUCUAGAAGUCGCGAAUCGUACCGUCGCCCGAAAGCACAUUCCCCACGUAGACGACGAGAACGAUCAGUCUCAAGUAAAAGGCGUCGCUCCGUUUCUCGGGACGGUCGUGAUUCAUCAAGAAGAUCAAAGGAAUUGUCAGUGGAGCAUAGGUCUCGCAGUCCAUCGCACCGUUCUGAGUCUCAUCAUUCCCGCAAACGCUCCGCUUCGCACCACACUGAGAAAAAUUCACCGGGGGCCGAGUCCCGCUCCCCAAGUCGUAACGGAACUGAUGGCAGCAUUAAGAACGAACCGGAAAUAAGGUCUCGCUCAAGGACUCGUUCGCGUUCGGCGUCAGCUUCGCGCUCAAGAAGCCAGUCUCGGUCCGCUGAUUCACGCAGCCCUGACCGGUCACGUUCUGUCAGCCGCUCCCGCUCUGGAUCUCGAAGAAGCGUAUCCGCUGAAAGACAUCAAUCGGACGAAGAAGAAAUAGACAGCAGUAGGAGAAGUGACGACGAAAGGGAUGAAACCGGGCGUGAAUCAGAAGACUAA